UUUAGCUGCAUAUACGAUAAUUUAAAUAAUUUGUUCAAGGUUCCAACAAUGAACUGUGAAAACGAGUUUGUCGAUCUGGACAGAAUCACCAAUUCCGAAUUUAGGCAACAUAUCAAGAGUUGGAUCGAAGAACAGGGAAUCAAUGCUAACCUACAACUUCAAAUGAAGAAGGACCUAAUCGAUCAGAUCAGUCGAACUGCCUUGGGACGAAAGAUGUCUCUCAAGCUGCAAACCCAUCAAGGAAUUGUACUGUCGCCACUGGUUCUAGUCUUGAACACGCUGGUUGCUGAGUUCCUGUAUACCCAAAACUGCCACUUUACCCUGUCGGUCUUUAGCAAUGAGGUUCCGUUUAAGAAUACCUUGCCCGAUUUCACCAAGUCCACAAAUUUUCGGUUGCAGCGCACAGAACUGAGGGAAAUCUUUGAAGCCCUUGGAAUUGAGCACUACUCGGGGUUGGUUGAAAAGUACGAAUCAAAAACAACUAAAGACGGUGCCAAAUCCCUCAUCUAUAUAAUAUUCAAAUCCAUGCUAGCAUCCGUUAAGUCCUAUGAGAAUAAGAUUAAAAGUCAACAGAAGCAGGAAGUGGAACGAGAGACAAACAAAUCCCUGCUGAAUGAGUUAGGUAUGGAGAAGCUGCACCGAAAUGUGGAGAAGCUGCUGCACAGGGUAAAAGUCGUUAAUAAAAGUAUCGAACGAAUCGAAGAGUUGCAUCGAAACGACAAUCGUGAAGAUAGCCGCGAAGAAGAGACCCAAUCGUUGAAGGUUUGUACGGAAAAUGUGCAAAAGUUAGUUAGCAAAUUGGAGAUUUGUUCUUCUAAUUUCGAGAGAGUUGUCGAAAAGCUACAAGAACAAACAGAACAAAAAAUUGAAGUGGUUGAAGAAAAGCCUCCAGAUGAUGAAGCCAAAAAGCCUGCAAAGAAAACAUAUACAGAUUUUUUGAAUGAGCUAAAAAGUACUGAGUACGGUAAGAAAUAUGUUGCGAAACUGCAGAAGCAAAUACUAAAACUGAUGGAUAAGGAGAAAGCCUUAAUUGAGGCUAAAUUUUUAGAGAAAUUACAUCGUGCAGAAUUAGAGUACAAAUCCAAGUUAGAAAACUUGCUUUCUGAACGAAUCAAAGAACUGCCGGUUGAUGUUCGACGUUCGCCAAAACUCCCAAACCAAACCGACGAAACCGAAGAAAGUACACUUUUCAUGAAAAAGAUUGAUGAAAAACUAGACAUGCUCUAUCAACACGAGAAGAAUGUCAACGAAAAGUUGGUUACGCUAAAAGACAAUUUGGAACAGCAAGAACGUAGACAUAGCAAACAUUUUCAAACACUAAAGGCAGCCGAAACGAAAGAGAAAAGACUGUUGGUUCUGCAGGACGUGGAAAGGCAACUUCUAGCAACGUUCGAAGACGAAACCCAAGCUGUCGUACGAAAUGCAAAGGCAACUAUCGAACAAUUGGAAAGUGAAAACAAUAGGAUUAACCGCUCAUUCCAGUUAUAUUUGCAUAAACAAAGGGAGGAUAAGCGAAAACUUAACGAUGAAAAGGUUCAAAUUUGGCAGAAAUACAAUGAAGAUAAGCUGGAAUUUAACCAACGUGAAUUGAUGGAGUUUAAUGAAUCCUCGCAAACGGUACCGGUGAUUAAAGAAGUUGUUGUACCACACAACGAUGAUUUUCCCAAAAUGCCUACGUUUGAAAACCCUUUCAGAAAUUUUGAUCCACGCAAAUAUCUUAAGAGAUCAAAAGUUUGCAAUAUACAGUUUGUCCCUGAACCACUCGAUGUAGUUGAUGUAGCAGUAAAUACCUCAUUCGAACCAAAUCCACAAUCUUCAUCCGUAGCUGUCAGAGGAAAGACGCCUAAUAAUGUAAAUUUUGCGGAAGCAGCUAGUUUAUGGGACAAAGAAACAACCUUUAUACCUACAGAUAAAGCUCCUAAACCAUCUUCAGCCGAAUCCCAAACAAACGUCAAUUGCAAUACUAGCAAAGAGAGAAACGCGCCUCAAGCGGAAUCUAAACUAAGCAAACUAUUAGCUACUGAUACUCGAAAUCUCAAGAAAAGUAUUGAGAAAAACUUACAAAAACUUGAUCAAAUGAGUAAGACCUACACAAAGUCCAGCACGUCGUCGUCGGAUAGGCAGGAAAAUACAUACAACAUAAAACCUACGAUCGAAACGGAAAAAAUAAUCGAAAAGGCGAGUUUGGAUGAUUUAUCCAGCGCGGCAGAGUUAGAGCUUUCCGAUAAGGAUCUACCCAACGAAGGAAGUCCCAAGGAGCGAACAGCAGACGCUAACGUAGAUAUUCUCAAUCUAAACACCACCCGUGAGUUACUUGAUUUUGCCCGGGAUAAUUUCCCCAUCGAUGAUGGCAUGGUGAAGGAGACCGGUGUUAAUAAAGAGAAGAAACUUUCUCUGGAACUGAUGUCGUUGGGAUCGCUAAGUGAUUUGGACAUCAGCGGCGAUAGCCAAUCGGUACACGUGACUGAUGGAGCGGACAGUUCAUUAGAUAGAUUAGAACAAAUUUCAACCGGCCAACGUUCCGGUUCCGAUAAAAGUUGGAGUUAGGUGUUCAAGUGCGAUUUUUGAAUUACGCGAAAAGAUUUUACAUUUGUAAUUUAGUAGUUAACCUAAAAAGACAAAUAUGAAAUAAAACUAAACGCCAUACAAAUUGUUCUAAGCUAUUUCUACUUCUACUGUCGACUAUUA
This is a messenger RNA of Topomyia yanbarensis, 2688 nucleotides long. Its product is annotated as centriole and centriolar satellite protein OFD1. The transcript has 2 exons. Lineage: Eukaryota; Metazoa; Arthropoda; Insecta; Diptera; Culicidae. The record is from RefSeq and is a predicted model, not a curated record. The coding region runs from base 49 to 2547 and encodes 832 amino acids.